Lentinula edodes (shiitake mushroom) is the source of this 1049-nucleotide messenger RNA. RefSeq lists its product as uncharacterized. The record is from RefSeq and is a predicted model, not a curated record. NCBI's taxonomy places the organism in Eukaryota, Fungi, Basidiomycota, Agaricomycetes, Agaricales, Omphalotaceae. The transcript has 3 exons. Bases 320 to 919 code for a protein of 199 amino acids.
AUCGCUGUGGCCUGCUAGCGACUUCUGUCAUGAGCUAACAGGAGCUAACGUACAAGAGCAUACAAGGAUGAGAGCCCCCAACUUGCGUGCGGCAUUUUUGGUGAAAGCGAUGAUACGGAAGCGAUGCAUAGCCUAAAUCUUGUACCCAACAAUUCUCUCAACGAACUACCCUACAUAAGUAAUCCUCAUCGACAUCUCGUGUUACGGCGAUUCGUCACGUUACUGCCACUCCUCUCUCUCUUACCGCUGGUCGGUCAGAAAAAAACUUCCGAGUCGUCGAAAAACCUACCAUAUAAUUUAUAAAUUCAACUUUCUUGUGAUGCAGCUCAUUUCCAUCAAAGUCUGCUCAGCCCUUUUGUUGGGUUUUUUGUCCCUCACAAAGGUUGUAUCGUCACCUGUCCGUGCGACGUCAGUUGGUGACAAUUUACCCGCCAACUCGAACUUGGCAUCAUCCGACGUGAAUACCACCCCGCGUUCAUUGUCCGUAUAUACUCGUAGUGGUCGCCCGGAUCUUCAUCUUCAGUCGAGAGUCGAGUCAAAGCGACCUGUCCAAGCCGUUGUGGAAUUUAAAUCUCCCAAUGCGGAAUACACUUUCCCCCCCACCCAAGCAACUUUGACCGCUCUUCGUGUUAUCCUGCGUAAUGCCAUAGAGUUAUACUAUAUCAAUGCGGAAGAAGUGCCCAAAGUUGAAUUAGCAGUGAAGGGUCCACAGCCAGCGCUGCAGGAACUACAAUUCAGAGUCUUCUUCAGCGGAACUGAAGAGAUCGUCUCGAAUGGAACGGUUUGCUAUCAGGUGCUCAUGAAGGCACCUUGGUUGAGCAUACCCGGUCUCCGCGAUGGAGAUAUGGCUAAGCUCUCUGGACAUGUCGUAGCGGGCUUUGGCACUGUUCUUCGCUUCCAGAAUGGAAAAGGUAUUUAACAGGAAGAUGGAAUCCUCGUGGAAGUUCAUUUGAUCUGAAUCGGUUCGCUUGACCACUGGCAAAUAUUCGACAUAAUGUUUGAAAAUGAUGUACCUGAGGUAGCCUGAAGUAUUACUUGUCGUUGCACUG